Molecule: messenger RNA, 3354 nt
Organism: Diorhabda carinulata
Lineage: Eukaryota; Metazoa; Arthropoda; Insecta; Coleoptera; Chrysomelidae
Product: dual specificity protein phosphatase 23-like
Exons: 4
Coding region: 197-574 (125 amino acids)
Biological process (GO): protein dephosphorylation; cilium assembly
Molecular function (GO): protein tyrosine/serine/threonine phosphatase activity
Source: RefSeq, a predicted model, not a curated record
GAGAACAAUGUGAAGCAUGUGAUUUGGCAAGUAGAGAACAAACGUGUUGAACUGAAGUAAAAAUAAUAUCAACAUACCUACCUAUCAAGAUUAAAAUAUAAAAUUGUGCAUUAAGUUUUGUUACACAAUUUUAUUUUCACUGGUGAAAAGUAUCGUUGAGGUAUUAAUCAUUGUUUUUCAUUCGCAAAACUGAACUAUGAUUUUGGAAGAUCAAUUACGCUUGAAAUUAUUAGAAGUUACAAAUGCUGAGGAUUACCGCUUAAUGUUGCGAAAUGAAGAAGAUGCUUUAUAUCCACCAUGGUUUUUCACCUAUGUAGAUAAAGAAGUAACUGCAUUUGCUUGGCCUCAAACUAGGGGUAAUAUGGAGUACCUUUGGCAAAUAGGAAUGCGACAUAUAGUAACUUUGUGCCCAGAAAAAAUACCCAAUAUAAACGAGUCAAAAUUCAACUGGACUUACAUACCUAUCGAAGAAUGUAAUGCUCCUGAUAUUGAACAAAUUUUCAAAUUUAUCAGAACAAUACAGAUGUGCAGAAAACAUAAAUUGGUAGGUGAAGAUCGCGCUCCGCAUUCCUAAAGUGGAUAGCCGUGCAACGAUCUUUCUGAAAUUGGAGAAGCCUGCUUACGAAUUAGGCAAACGGAUUCAAAGAUGAAUAAGAAAGGAAAAGUCAGAAUUUUUAAUCUCAGAAUUCCCGGCAGUGAGCCCUGAUGUUUAGUUUGAGAAUUCCCUCAAAUUGAGACGCACCACACGAACCCCAGGAAGGAAGGGCUUAUCGGAGAUGCGACUUAAUAAGUAAGGGAAGGGUGUACAAAAUGACAUAGUGGGGUAAAAUGACACAGCGCUCGAAUACACACAAAUUUUCGUUCGGAAGCGCUCGGAAACGAAUAUGCUAUUGCGGAAUGGGUAGCAGGUAUGCUCCUUUACAUUUAGUACCGCUUCGUCACUCAGAGUAAGUGCACGUCCGAUUAUAGUAUUUUUAACCGCCAAAAUUUUUUGUCGUGAAACAUUAAAAACUGCUAUAACUUUUUAAUGCGAUAAACUGUUGAGUUGGAAUAUUUAUGUUGAGUUAUGUGAUUGUUGCUUUUAGAAUUGAAUUAUUCAGAUUUGUUAAGCGGGUUCUUGUUUUGGCAAAAAUUGCAUUUGUUUACAUAAGGUUCAUAUGGGGUAAAAUGACAUAGAAUGUGGGAGGGCAAAUUGACAUACUAUGUCAUUUUGACCCAUCAUAAUAAACGUAUUAAAAUAUCCUUUUUGUUAUAGAUAAUGCCAAGAAAUUACGUAAGAAAAUCUAGUAGGCAAUCAUGGGAUCCUGCUUCUAUGUUAAAGGUAAUAGAAGCUGUUAAUAAUGGUGAAAUGGGGUGGCUCAAGGCAUCAAAAACUUACCACAUACCUCAAGCAACUCUAAGGAGACAUGCCUUGCAAAAAAAUAAGACUUUAAAAAAAGGCGAAAAACGACUGGGCAGGUUUAAAACCACAUUUCCUGUAGAAGUAGAACGGCAGUUGGUGGAGCAUUUAAAACUGCUAGAAUCAAGGUUCUUUGGACUCACAAGACAAGACGUACUGGAGUUAGCCUACAAUUUAGCAGUAAAAAAUGGGUUUGAGCACCAGUUUAAUAUUCAGAAAAAGGCUGCAGGAAAAGACUGGUUAAGAGGAUUUCGGAAAAGAAAUCGAGAUAUAACACUGCGUAAACCCGAAGCUACAUCCGCAGCGAGAGCGCAGGCAUUUAAUAAGCCUCAAGUGGCUCAGUUUUUUAAGGUCUUCGACCAGAUCAUGCAAAAAGAAAAUAUCGACCCCAUGAAGAUAUACAAUGCAGAUGAAUCUGCUCUAUCUACAGUGCAGCGCCCGCAGAAAAUAUUUGCUACAGCCGGUCGGAAGCAAGAAGGAGCAAUCACCAGCGCUGAAAGAGGUUCUCAUGUAACAAUUGUUUGCUGCAUGUGCACCGCUGGAAACUUUAUUCCGCCUGCCCUAAUUUUUCCCCGGAAAAAUAUGAAAAAAGAAUUGGCUGACCAUGCACCUGCAGGAACUUUAUGCAUUGCCCAGGAGUCCGGCUGGAUGACUGGCCCAGUGUUUUUACAGUGGCUGCAACAUUUCCAAAAAUAUGUCAACAAGACAUCUCCCACUGAAAAGGUUUUGUUAAUUGUGGAUGGACAUGCAAGUCAUAAAUAUCUCGAUGCCCUUGUGUACGCCAAAGAAAAUGGCAUUGUGCUUUUGUGUCUGCCACCUCAUUGCACACAUCGAAUGCAACCUCUCGAUGUGGCAUUUUUUGGGCCACUCAAGACGUAUUAUGACCAAGCAAUAACCAGAUGGCUCAAAGCUCAUCCUAGACGAGUUGUGACACAAUUUCAAAUUGGUGGUCUGCUAAAUGAAGCGUAUGGAAAAGCGGCUACAGUCCAGAAUGCCACUCAUGGAUUUGCUAAAACAGACAUCUACCCAAUAAACCCUGAUGUGUUCCCUGACUAUAUGUUUCAAGCAUCUGAAACUACAAAUAUUGUAGUCGAUGGUUCUGUCCAACAGGCUACAAAUGGCCUUACCGAUAAUAAUGCUCAACCUGGACCUAGUUCAGAAAAUGCUUCCGCCAUAGAUCCUCCCGUCCAAAAAGCUGCUAAUGUUCUGACUGAUGAUAAUGGUCAACCUGGACCUAGUUCAAAAAAUACUUCCGUCAUAAAACUUCCCCUCAUCAUUCCUACAGCCACUCAGGAAAACUUGCAAAAUUCAACACGUGGGGUUUCAAUUUUGGUUACACCGGCCGAUUUAAGUCCAGUUCCGAUCGGAUCAUUUGUUUCAGGCCAGGGAAAGCGAAAGCCAAGGAAACGUCAGGGAACUUCUGUCUUAAACUCUACCCCAAAUUUGGAAGAGGCCAAAGAAAAAAACAAACCAAAACUGAUAAUUCGAGAAAAAAGAAAAAGGGUGGUAUCAAGAAAAGUCCUUGCAGAGCCUGACGAGUCAGACACAGAAAAAGAGGCUUUUUCUGCCGACGAAGAUGAAGACGAUUGUGCUUGCAUUUAUUGCACAGAAGUGUAUAAAUUUUCCAAACAAGGUGAACUGUGGCUACGUUGCUGUUCCUGUCAAAAGUGGGCACAUGCCGACUGUGCCGGGGUAGACAAAAAAACAAAAAGUUUUGUUUGUGAACUUUGUACAGACUAAAAAUAUAUUAAAAAAUAUUGAUGUGUCAUUUUGCCCUCCAGGUGGGGUAAAAUGAAUUUUUCUUGUUCAUUUUGAUUUUUUUUACUAAAAAUUUGUGUUUUAUUUUAUCGAGGUAAAGACUCGUCUAAGAUGUUGCGAAAGGGUUAUUAUAUGUUUUGUUUAAUAUUCGUUUGAAAAAUGCAGUUUUUUGAUUAAAUUUUUCUAGUUUUAUAAAA